Molecule: messenger RNA, 7171 nt
Organism: Anolis carolinensis (green anole)
Lineage: Eukaryota; Metazoa; Chordata; Lepidosauria; Squamata; Anolidae
Gene: pde6c
Product: phosphodiesterase 6C
Exons: 22
Coding region: 353-2953 (866 amino acids)
Biological process (GO): visual perception; signal transduction
Molecular function (GO): 3',5'-cyclic-nucleotide phosphodiesterase activity; protein binding
Source: RefSeq, a predicted model, not a curated record
AUCACGCUAGAAUGCCUCCCUUUGGAUUUAUGAGUUAAGAGUGCUCAAGGGUUUAGUGUCCUGACAUUUCUUUAAUUAGCAGUCUGCUGGAUCUUUCACUAAGAAGAUGCUAAGCCAGUGGACUGCUGUCAUACCUCAAGGGUUUUAGAAGGUUGGAAAGACACAAAGCAAGUCCUACACGUCUAUGCCUUCAAGAGAUACAGAAUGUACAACUUACCAUUUUCCCAUUAGAAGUAAAGCAAUUGACCUUUUUCUCAUUAGAAGCAAAGGAAGACUUUUGCUGCGACUUCAACAGUGAUGCAAGCAUAAAAAGCAAAGUGGAAGGAAAACUACCGAGGAGGAGCCAAGAAAAAUGGGUGGAAUAAGUAAGGACGACGUUGAGAAAUAUCUGGAGAACAACCCACAAUUUGCCAAGGAAUAUUAUGACCGAAAAUUGCGACUGGAAGCAGUGGGAAGCGUCUUUAAAGUCAACCCUGGGGAUGUGAAAGAUGGAAUCUCAUUCAAGGAGAUGACUAAGCUGGAGGAAAGUCAAAUGCUUUUUGAGUUGUUGUUGCAAAUCCAGGAACAGGAUAUGGAGCAGGAUAUGGAAAAGAUAGUGCAUAAAGUGCUACAAAGGCUAUGCCAGUUGCUGGCAGCUGACCGGUGCAGCAUGUUUGUCGGCCGUUCCCGCAAUGGUAUCCCAGAGAUGGCUGCCAGGCUCUUAGAUGUCACUCCUACCUCCAAAUAUGAGGACAACCUGAUACCUCCUGAAAAAGAAAUUGUUUUUACUCUGGACAUAGGGAUAGUGGGCUGGGUUGCUCAUACAAAGAAACUAUUUAAUAUACCAGAUGUAAAAAAGAACAAUCAUUUCUCUGACUCUGUGGAUAAACAAACUGGUUAUACAACUAUAAAUAUGCUGGCAACUCCAAUAAUUCAUAACAAAGAAGUUCUUGCUGUGAUAAUGGUCCUUAACAAGAAAACUGAGCCUGAGUUCUCUAAAGAGGAUGAAGAAGUCUUUAAGAAAUACAUUAAUUUUAUUACGAUCGCUAUAAAACACAACCACAUUUCAAACAUGUACAAUUUGGAAAUGAGAAAAAGUCAGAUGCUAUUGUGGUGUGGCAACAAAGUGUUUGAAGAACUUACAGAUAUUGAACGACAGUUUCAUAAAGCAUUGUACACUAUCAGAAUUUACUUAAACUGUGAAAGAUAUUCUGUUGGCCUGCUAGAUAUGACCAAAGAAAAGGAAUUCUAUGAUGAGUGGCCAAUUAAGCUGGGUGAAGCAGAACCAUACAAAGGACCCAAAACACCCGAUGGCCGGGAAGUCAACUUUUAUAAAAUAAUUGAUUACAUUUUACAUGGGAAAGAAGAAAUCAAAGUUAUUCCGUCACCUCCUGCAGACCACUGGUGUCUUGCUAGUGGGUUGCCAACGUAUGUUGCUGAAAAUGGCUUUAUCUGCAAUAUGAUGAAUGCACCCUCAGAUGAAUACUUCAAUUUUCAGAAAGAAGCUUUUGAUGAAACGGGCUGGAUAGUUAAAAAUGUCUUGUCUUUACCUAUUGUCAACAAAAAAGAAGAAAUUGUGGGUGUAGCUACAUUUUACAACAGAAAAGAUGGCCGACCCUUUGAUGAAUAUGAUGAACAGAUUACUGAAAUGCUUACGCAGUUCCUUGGAUGGUCUGUUUUAAAUACUGACACCUACGACAAAAUGAAUAAGCUUGAAAAUAGAAAAGACAUUGCUCAGGAAAUGCUCAUGUACCAAACCAAGGCAACACCCGAAGAAAUACAGAGCAUAUUGAAAUGGAAAGAAAAAUUAAAAGUAGACAGUAUUGAAGACUGUGAUGAAAAACAACUUCUCAAAAUUUUGAAAGAGGAACUGCCUGAUCCAAGCAAUGUAGAACUAUAUGAAUUUCGCUUUAGUGACUUUCCCGUCACAGAACAUGAACUGAUCAAGUGUGGAAUACGACUCUUCUUUGAAAUAAAUGUUGUGGAAAAGUUUAAAGUACCAGCAGAGGUCCUUACAAGGUGGAUGUACACAGUAAGAAAAGGGUAUCGCGAUAUCACUUAUCACAACUGGCGGCAUGGUUUCAAUGUUGGGCAGACCAUGUUUACUCUUUUGAUGACAGGUAAAAUAAAGAAAUAUUAUACUGACUUAGAAGCCUUCGCUAUGGUAUCUGCUGCUUUCUGCCACGAUAUCGAUCACAGAGGAACCAAUAACUUGUAUCAAAUGAAAUCUGCAGCUCCAUUGGCGAGACUUCAUGGCUCUUCUAUUUUAGAAAGACACCAUCUAGAGUACAGUAAAACAUUGCUACAAGAUGAGAGUUUAAACAUCUUCCAGAAUCUAAAUAAACGACAAUUUGAAACUGUGUUACAUUUAUUUGAAGUUGCAAUCAUAGCAACUGAUUUGGCUUUAUACUUCAAGAAAAGGACCAUGUUUCAAAAGAUUGUGGAUGCAAUUGAAAAAAUGGAAAAAGAAGAGGAAGCAAUUAGAUAUAUAUCUACAGACCCAACCAAAAAAGAAGUAAUCAUGGCUAUGAUGAUGACUGGCUGUGACUUGUCCGCAAUCACUAAACCUUGGGAGGUACAAAGUAAGGUUGCCAUAAUGGUAGCAAAUGAAUUCUGGGAGCAAGGUGACCUUGAACGAAAUGUCCUACAGCAGCAACCAAUUCCUAUGAUGGACAGGAACAAAAGUGAGGAAUUGCCCAAGCUUCAAGUUGGUUUCAUUGAUUUUGUGUGUACUUUUGUGUACAAGGAAUUUUCAAGAUUCCACAAAGAAAUCACACCAAUGUUUGAUGGUCUUAAUAACAAUCGAGUAGAAUGGAAGUCACGAGCCGAUAUCUAUGAGGAAAAGAUGAAAGCCAUUGAAGAAGAGAAGAAAAAGCAGGAGGAAGCUGAAGCUAAAAAAGAUGGAGGUGGAGGAGGAGGUGGAGGAGGAGGUGGCGGCGAAGAUGGCAAAUCAAAAACAUGUACAAUUUUAUAAUUAACUUCAGUGGCACUAAAACAACACCAACAUCAAGGACUACAUAUCUGCUACAUUUGAAGAAAUGUAAGAAGAUCUUCAGUGAGCCCAAGGAUUUGUAUACAGCAGAAAGUAGCAUAGACAAUUCAAUCCUUGGACACCUGCCAUUACUAACGGAAUUAAAUGUGGUAGCAUCCACUGAAAAUUCAGAAACCAUGAAGAAUGGAUGGAAUAGAUUCCUUAUCGAAGAGGAUUAUGGAUUCAUUUGGGUAUUGGUUGUAUACAUUCUCAAUGUAUACAGCUUUUAAAAAGUAAUAUUAAUAAUACAGCAAUGUAUUUUAUUUAAAGCUGCAGCCUGUCAGGAAAGUAUGGUUUUUACUCUACUUCCAGUUCAUUUCAUACCGUAAAUUCUAUGUUGCACAGUUUGUAACCCCUGUAAUUCAUAAUGCAUAGCAACAGGUUUUAUAUUAUAUUUAAAUCUUCCAUCUGGAACAAUUUAUAUUCUUCCCCCAUAUUAUCACUAAUAAAUUGUACGCUAUGUCCUUUUAGAACCUGUAAAUUAUAGUAUCAGAUUUGUGCCUAAAACCAGGCCUGUGGAGCACGCACAUGAGACCCUGUAGCAUUGUAAAAAAGAGAGAAAGAAAUGAGAAAUACUUUGAAACUGUAAAAUAAUACCAAAAAACAAUUUUUAAGGUUGAAGUUUCUACCACAAUACAAAGAUGAGGCAUUUUCAGGACAGGCUGAGUUGACAACUCUAGGCUCUACAGACCAUCUUCAUGUGGAGUCUUUCAAAACCAUAGGAUGGCUAGAGGCUCUUUCCAUGAUCUGAGGAAAGAAUAGUACAGACUCCAAACAAUCCAAAGUGACCAAUUGAUAGUGUGGGACAUACUAAAGCAUGAUACUUCAUGCCAUUGACAUUCAUUGUGCACAAAAAUGAAGGCAUGCAUAUUCCAAGAUACCAUCAAGACACCCAGAAUCAUGUAUCUCUAGAAUGACUUGCUUGACAUGGGAAAGAAGACCCCACUGGGCAUUCUGCACCCAUGCAAGGAAUAACUCAGGUGUCUAUAAACAUAUAAGGAAUUAAAGGCAUAUAUUAUGAGCUUUGAUGAGCUUUGCACCAUCACAUGCCUCUAAGGGAAUGAGAAUUGAAUGGGGCAGGGUUGGAAUGGGGCUGUGUAUCCUGCAAUAAUCUAUAGGCCACCCCCAAACCAAACAUUCAUUACUCUAGAAAAAUGCUUAGAAGGUGGUAUAAAACUGUGUCCAGUUCUGUGCUUUGACAAGGCAAUGUCGAGUAUAACAUCACCAUGCCAAUAAUAAUGCAGAGCUUUUCAAAUCGUGUGACACAUUAGCAUGUAGGUGUGUCAUGCAAACCUAAUGAGUAACCUGAAUCUAUGUGAAACAAGCAAUAAAUCAUAUAUUUUUAAAUUAUAUAGAUGAAAAGUUUUCAUAUGUUGUGUCCCCAUACAUCUCAUUUUUACAGUAUACGUAUGUGUUCAAAUCUCUUAUAAGAGGUUGGUUUAACCUCUGGUUUGCUAGUAAAACUGAAUUACUGUGUCACAAAAUGAUGCGUGUCUUAAAAGUAUGUCACCAACAUGAAAUGUUUGGAAAGCUCUGAAUUAAUGGAUAUAGUAGACAGAAUUUACAACAUGCACCUUCUGAUCAAACACCCACUCCUUUCUGAUGGCAGAAUAACACGAUCAUUGUGUUAAGCAUAAGACAUUGUGAGCAAUUUGUUGGUCUGAUCAAUACUGGGGGUUCUUUAUUUCUUUCUACCAAUGCAGGCUAUUACUGAUAUGAGGGCAUUAUAUUCAAUUGGUUCAAUUGGCCCAAAGUAUUCACCAACACGGCAUAUUAGUAGCACUAAAAUACCAAUACUACAGCAACUUCCUAUGACAUAGAUGCAACGGAAGCAAAGCUGUGGUGUCACAGCACAAGGAUCUUGUUUAGAUUGUCAACACAAGUUUAUACACAUGGAAGGUUGCUGAGAAAAAAGAUCCUCACCAUUCUGAGUGAAAGGAGGGGGGGAACCUAUUCCCGACCCCCAACCUAAUCUGAAACACACUGACUAGGAACAAGAAAUUCUUGCACUUCCAAAAAUGUUUAACAGAAACAAAGCUAAAAGUUCCUAACAGGUAUUUAUUUAUUUAUUGUGUCAGAAGCAAACUGAGGAUAUAGUUAUAAUGUAUUUAAAAACACAAACAAAAUUAAAAACUUGGCAUUAUACUAGAAGCUGACCACAUGGAGUGCCUCUAGUGUCACUGUAAGAAGCUCCUCCAUUGUGUAUGUGGCAGGGCUCAGGUUGCAUUGUAGUAAGUGGUCUGUGGUUUGCUCUUCUCCACAUUUGCAUGUCAUGGACUCCACUUUGUAGCCCCAUUUCCUAAGAUUGGCUCUGCAUCUCAUGGUGCCAGAGUGCAGUCUGUUCAGCGCCUUCCAAGUCGCCCAGUCUUCUCUGUACCCAGGGGAGUGUUUCUCAUCCGGUAUCUGCCACAGAUUGAGGUUCCGGGUUUUAUCCUGCCACUUUUGGACACCUUGCUGAGGUAUUCCUGAGUGUCUCUGUAGAUCUUAGGAAGCUAUCUCUUGAUUUAAGAUGUUGGCAUGCUGGCUGAUAUCCAAACAGAGGAUGGGCCGAUGUCAAUGCCUUGGUCCUUUCAUUACAGGCUGCUACUUCCCGACAGAUGUCAGAUGGUGCAAUAAUUUCUCCAGCAGUGUAGGCCGUAGACAUCCUGUGAUAAUGCAACAUGUCUCAUUAAGGGCCAUAUCGAGUUUUACAAGGUGAGAUAUAUUCUACACUGGCCAUGCGUAUUCAGCAGCAGAGCAGCAAAUGGCAAGGGCAGAUGUCUACACUAUGUCUAGUUGUGAUCCCCAGGUUGUGCCAGACAGCUUUUGUAUGAUAUUAUUUCUAGCACCCACUUUUUGCUUGAUAUUCAAGCAGUGCUUCUUAUAAGUCACAGCAUGGUGCAGAGUAACUCCUAACAGGUGAGCUCCAGGCAAACACAUAGAGCAGUGGUCCUAAAACCUUUUAAGCAGAGUCAGUUCACGGUCCGUCAAAUUGUUGGGGGAGCGGACUAUAGUCUGAAAAAAUUAAUUCCUAUUCACACUGCACAUAUUUGUAGUGCAAAAAAACCAAACAUGAAAUAAUACAGUAUUUAAAACGAAUAACAAUUUUAACCACCAUAAACAUACCAGUAUUUCAAUGGAAAGUGUAGCCCUGCUUUUGGCUGAUAAGAUAAUCAAGUUAAUUAGGAUUGUUGCUGUUGUGUGCCUUCAAGUCAUUUCAGACAUAGGACGACCCUAAGUCCAAAGUUUAGGACAGGGCUGGGUAAAUGGACUUGGAGGACUGCAUUCGGCCUGUGGGCCUUAGUUUGCGGAACCCUGACAUAGAGGGGGUUGGUGUGUAUGGCUAAGAAACUACAAAAACUUUAUUGAAACAAAACUCUCCGAUUUCAAUAAUUUUAUGGAAUUAAAAUCUUCUGAUUUCAAUAAUGGAUGUGUUUAAAAUUUAAACUCGGAUGUAAAGAGUGGUAGCUUUUUGUUUGGAAUCCUGCUCCUACAUAUUUGCUAGUGCGGCCAUGACAUUUGAGCAUGUAUGAAGGAAAUAAUACCAGACAAUGUUUUCUCCAGUGAUUACUGCUGAUUAGAUUCGUCAUCCAAUCUGUAUUAGUGGGCCUUUUUAGAGUUUAAGACUCCAAGGCCAAGGAAAGCUAUUUUAUCAAGAGAUAUCUGCUGAGAAUUAAAUAUUGGAUAUAAAACAAGAAUGCAACAAUUUUCCAGAAUGCAUGAAGCUCAAAUAUUUUAAUAUAAAUGCUUUGUAAAGCAAUCCUAUAUUCAAUUACCCAGGAGGAAGCUCCAGUGAGCUCAGUGGGACAUGCAUCUGAGUAGAUAUGUCAACCAUCGGCCUGUACGUCUCUCAUUUUUUUAUAGCUCCAAUUAACUGCACAUAUUUUUAUAGUGGAGAUGUGAAUAGAUGUGUAUCUACUCCCAAGCAUUAACAAAGUGAUCACAAUACUUGUAAGAAAAUCCAGAGAUAUACAAAGUAUAGCUAAUGCACAAGAGUAUCCAAAUCACAUAGCAUGCAAUUCAAUUUUUAUAUUUUAUCCAUGAUUGCUGGCCAAAUAUUUUAUGCAGACCUUUAAAAUGCCAUAAAAGAUAUAUUCUGUACUAAAUGUCAGGAAAGGAGGGAAAUAACUAAUUGUGCUGUUAAUUAUAUUACUUUGUAUUAAACAAAAAUGAGCAUAUUAA